CUGACACAGACCUUCCCACACACUCAGCAUACAUCCCUGAAGCUCCGGGUUUGUAGAACAGAAUGGGACCUCGCACAGCAGUCGGGCCGUCCAAACAGCACAAGGUUUCUCGGAAUCGUCAUGGUAGAAGGAGUGACGGGUAUUACGAUGAUUCUCCUGUGCUCAAUAACCCAAAGUCAGUGUUAAAAAGGCAGGUGAGUCCAGAAGAGCUGCAGAGACCUGGAGGGAAAUACCUAAAGAGGAGCUUUACUAUCGUCGGUGACGCCGUGGGCUGGGGGUUUGUCGUGAGAGGCAGCAGUCCGUGUCACAUUCAGGCUGUCGAUCCGAGUGGACCAGCUGCCGCUGUCGGAAUAAAGGUAUGUCAGUUUGUAGUGUGUGUAAAUGGGGUGAACGUUUUGGAGAUGGACUAUCGGACAGUCAGUCAUCUCAUCCUGACCGGACCGCGCACUGUUGUCAUGGAGGUGAUGGAACCAGUCGACUGCUGAGGACACGACGAAAGGGAGCAACUCUAAAACCCGAAGAAGAAUUCGAAAAGAAUUGGGAGAAAAAAGACUAAAAUAUGUUGGGCCACAUAAUAUACAAGGUAAUGACUCAUAAACUGGUGCAUCGGAUUGCCCGGGAAAAAAAAAAGUGUAAAUUGAACCCUUUGUAUUUCUAAAGAGAAACUUUUGGGUGUGUUGACUGCAAAACAGCUCAGGUGCAGGCGAAGUCCACUUGUACAAGAGCAUCUCGAACCAACAGGUGGAAAUACUACAAUCCUAAGAGUAAAGCCAAUGUUGGCCAAUUAGAAGCCUGAAAAAGAAGGCUAUUAUCGGGUGCGUCACACCUAACCAUAAAACAAAGGUAACACCAUGUUCAAAGUAAGCUUUAUGUGUGGAGGAAAAUCCAGGACGCAUAAAAAAUAGUGGCUUGUAUUGUCAUCCCAACCAUAUACAGAUAUGUACAGUUCAGUGAAACGAAACAACCAUGGUGCUACAUAAAACAACACAGAACUACACAAAACUAAAAUAAUUACAAUAAGGAACAUAAAUGCACAAAGUGCAUAAGUGCAAAACCCUGCUAAAAAAAAAAAAAACAUUAUGCACAUGUGGAAAUAUUUGACCCCAACACUAUGUAAUGCCAGAACUGAAAAGCAUUCAGUGAGUUUAAAGGAAUGAUGAAAUGAUACCUAUUUAAUGAUCUUUUAUAAGCCAACCAUAAAUGCAGUGAGGUGGAAUAAAUAUAACAACACUAUACUUUUUCUUUUUUUUAACAUACUUCCAGUCCAUGUUUCUGCUUUAAAUACAAAAACAUACAGUAAUAAUGUCUUUUGUGUUUGAUCUUAUGAACAUGAACAAAAACAUAUUUAAUUCACAAGUAUAAACAAUACCGUGAUACAUACACAGAAAUCAAAUUAAGAUGUGUAAAAACAGGCCUUGCAAAAAAACUGCACCUGGUUUCAUUAUCAUCAUAAAAUAAAUUGUCAUGGGUGGAGGGGAUUUCAUGCCACAAAGAGCAAUCAUGAUGAAGAUAAAGGAGCUAACUAAACCUUUCGGUCUAACAUUUUUUCAAAUCAUUCCCAGAGCCAUAGCAGACUAAUUAUUCGAAAGCUAACAGAGAAGUCAGCAGUCAUUAGAAAAAAUUGCAUGAUGAUCUGAAAGCGACAGUAGCAUCAGUUAGACAAAACAGGAAGCAAUGAAGUACAAUACAAUUCAACUCAUCUGCUACAAAACAACAAGCACAUACUUAUACAUAGACAUAGGCUGAGGUAUUUAGACAAAUUCUUUUGAAAUAACUCUUUACCAAUAAUUCAGCUCCUCAUGUAUAUAUAAAAAAAAGGUGUGUGUCUAAUUCUUAAGAACAGUAUACUGUAUCCAAAGUGAAACAUGGUGGUGUGAGCAUCAUGAUGCACGAUCGCUCCUCUGCAAAUGGUACUGGAUGCAUGACAAGCCAUGAUUGCCAGAAACAUGAAUGGGGCAAUGUACAGUACCAGGAUGUUCAAGAGAAGAAUUUAAUCCCAAUAGCCAGGAAAUUCACUCUGGGUAGAAGAUAAACAUCAAUAAAACAUCAACUGCAAACACUUAGGCCUUCAGUCACUUAAAAAUGAAAGUGGAGGUGCUUGCAUGGACUAGCCCUGCAUCUCCUGACUUAAUUUUAAAGGAAUUUAAAAAAAUUAAAGAUGACUUGCCAAGAGGAAUGAGAUUAAAAUCAAACCACGGUGCUGAAAAAAAAAAGAUAAUUUUUACCCGAGACUUCUCGAAGCUGUGAUUGUCAUCGACAGCCUGCAACAAAGUGGUAAUGUUAUUAAUGAUAAUUUGUGGUGUUUCUAUUGAUUUGGCCGUAUCUGUUUUUUUUUCCAUCAAAUGUACAAACUCAAAAGACAUUAUGUGUAUAAAUUUCAAGUGGGUAUGUGUACUGGAAAAAUCUUAAUAAAUACUUCUCCUUUCACUACAUUAGCAGAUAUUUAUUACUAGAUCCUAUCAGCACUUAUCAGAUUGUAGAUAUUGUUCAUUUGAGAUGAUGAUUAGUAGGAGUUUUCAACUAGCAAUUUUAUACUCAUGGACAAAAGAAACAUUACGCAUAUACAUUUCUUACUAAAUUAAUUUCUGUGAAAUUUUUAAAAUUUGUUUUUAUACAACGUGUGUCCAUCAGGAGCAGAAAUGAAACCAAAAUUCAGACAACAGUGACAAUGAUGUACAGUAGAGUCAACAUUGGUCCACGACACAUCUUUCUUGCAUGUCCAUCAAUUUAUUGUGUGUAAGCUGGGAUUACCAGUAGCGGUAGUGGCAGCAUUUUUUUUUUUGUUUUUUUUUUUUGCAUGAUUUCUCAAAUGACACUAUUGCAUUAGUUUUUCUUGUCUUGGUGUUGAUGCUCUUGGCCUUCCAGGCGUAGGGCGAUGGAACCAGUUGUUCGGAAUCUGUUCCAUAUCCUGGAAAUGGUGUUCCUUGAACUUUCGAUACUAAGGCUCUACUGAGCAUGACAGUGAUUUUACCUUAUCUGUGUUAUAUAUUUUUCAAGGCAAACACAAUUAUAAAUUUUAUUUUGGGCUUUUAUAAAGGUCCAA
Clarias gariepinus (North African catfish) is the source of this 3043-nucleotide messenger RNA. Its product is annotated as DEP domain-containing mTOR-interacting protein-like. NCBI's taxonomy places the organism in Eukaryota, Metazoa, Chordata, Actinopteri, Siluriformes, Clariidae. The record is from RefSeq and is a predicted model, not a curated record. The transcript has 5 exons. Gene Ontology annotation, molecular function: protein binding. The coding region runs from base 63 to 485 and encodes 140 amino acids.